AUGAGUAAUAAUACACAACAACUCGAUAGUUUACUUGAAACUGAGCGAGUAAGAAAUAGAUUCAUUAAUCAUGAAUUUAAAAAACUAGAUAGAACACAAAGUAGAAUCAACGCACCAGAGAAAUCAAGUAGUGAUACUGAAUCGGAAUCAGAUUCAGAGUUCUUUCUUAAAAAGAAACCUAUUCAACAACAUAAUCAUCAUCAUCAUCAUAAUAGACAAACUGGAAAGAAAGAUAAUAGCAAUAGUAAUAGUAACAGUAAUGUCACAACUGCAACUGUACCGGCUCCUUUAAAGACAAAGUCUACUGUUGCCAAUAAUAACUCGUCAUCAGUUACUACUUCACCAAUCUCUACAUCUGGUGUAUCAUCAUCACCAUCCUCAUCGUCUUCUUCGUCAUCAUCUUCUACACCAUCUAGUUCACCAAUCAAUGCAUCACCAAAUGUUACCUCUGUCAAGGGUAAUACCAUUCAUCCAACUAGCAUCUCACCACUCACCACCUUAUCAACAUCUGAUCUCAAUCUAUUUGCCUCUAGACCUUCCCUUCUCAGCUCUGAAUCAACUGGUGUAACUUAUAAAGGUUUACUUAAUCUUGUUGUCAUUAUGCUCAGUUUAAUGAGUUUUAGAUUAGUUAUACUUAAUCAUUUAGCAUAUGGAUUUAGAAUUGAUUUUGGAUUAUUGGCAGUAUCUGAAUGGCAUAGAUGGCCUGGAGUGUUGAUUGCACUGUCUAUCAACUUUUACAUUUUGGCUGCAUUUUUGAUUGAAAAGGCCGCAUCUAUCGAUCUUUUACCAACACGUUUCUUGUACCUCUUACGUGUCAUUAAUUGUUUUCUCAUUGUCACUGCGCCAUCUGCCUCUGUACUCACCUUUAAACCAAACCCUGCAUCUGGAAUCAUUGUAAUGAUCCUAGUCUGUGUAUUCUCUAUGAAAAUCAUUUCCUAUUCCUAUGAAAAUAGUAAACAAAAGAAUUUAACAAAAACUAGAUCAUCAAUUAAUAACAAUGGUACAAAAGAUAAAGAAAAGACAAAACUUGAUCCAACCAUUUAUCCAAAUAAUUUAACUUUAAAAAGUACAUAUUGGUUCAUGUUGGUACCAACAUUGGUUUAUCAAUUACAAUAUCCAAGAUCGGAUAGAAUUAGAAAAGCAUUUUUAUUGAGAAGAAUUGUUGAAGCUUUAUUCUUGUCUGCUUUAAUUUUCUAUAUGGUUGAACAAUACAUGGUACCACUUGUCGAAAAUAGUCUUGUACCAUUGGAACAAGAUAAUUAUGUUUUAAUUGUUGAAAGAGUUUUAAAAUUAUCAUUACCAAAUUUAUCAGUAUGGUUAUUAGGAUUUUAUGUAUUCUUUCAUCUUUAUCUUAAUAUUUGUGCAGAGAUUACAAGAUUUGGAGAUCGUGAAUUUUAUCGUGAUUGGUGGAAUAGUACUGGAUUGGAUUACUUUUGGAGAACCUGGAAUAUGCCAGUACACCAUUGGAUGGUGGUUUUAAUCUAUACACCGAUGCGUAGACGUGGACUCUCUAAAAACAUGGGUUACUUUAUGUGUUUCUUUGUAUCUGCCAUCUUUCACGAACUUGUCAUUAGCGUUCCAUUCCAAACCUUUAAAUUGUGGGCCUUUUUCGGUAUCAUGAGUCAAAUGGUCUUGAUUGCUCUCACCAAGAAUCAACUCAACGGACAAAAUGUUGGCAAUGUCAUCUUUUGGUUAUCUCUUGUCAUUGGUCAACCCUACAUUGUCCUUCAAUACUAUAAAUCUUUUAUUCAAGAACAUCCUCAUCUUUAUCCAACUACUAUUAUGGAAAUUCAUGAUCUAACAAGUUAA
Cavenderia fasciculata is the source of this 1809-nucleotide messenger RNA. Its product is annotated as diacylglycerol O-acyltransferase 1. The coding region runs from base 1 to 1809 and encodes 602 amino acids. NCBI's taxonomy places the organism in Eukaryota, Evosea, Eumycetozoa, Acytosteliales, Cavenderiaceae. Gene Ontology annotation, cellular component: endoplasmic reticulum membrane. The record is from RefSeq and is a predicted model, not a curated record. The transcript has 4 exons. Gene Ontology annotation, molecular function: diacylglycerol O-acyltransferase activity. Gene Ontology annotation, biological process: triglyceride biosynthetic process.